Emiliania huxleyi CCMP1516 is the source of this 1260-nucleotide messenger RNA. RefSeq names its product malonyl CoA-acyl carrier protein transacylase (gene MAT1). The transcript is spliced from 5 exons. NCBI's taxonomy places the organism in Eukaryota, Haptophyta, Isochrysidales, Noelaerhabdaceae. Gene Ontology annotation, molecular function: [acyl-carrier-protein] S-malonyltransferase activity; fatty acid synthase activity. Gene Ontology annotation, biological process: fatty acid biosynthetic process. The coding region runs from base 15 to 1049 and encodes 344 amino acids. The record is from RefSeq and is a predicted model, not a curated record. Gene Ontology annotation, cellular component: fatty acid synthase complex.
AUCUCAGGGGAGGCAUGAGGUUCGCUAGGUUGUUCUUCGUCGCCGGCAGCUCCGCGCUGGAGCUCGGCGGCGUGCUGCGCGCUCCGGCACGCGGCGUGGCUCGCUCCGCCGCGCCCCUCAUGGAGGCGCCCAAGACCGUCUUCAUGUUCCCGGGGCAGGGUGCGCAGGCGGUCGGCAUGGGAGUCGAGGCGGCCGAGUCGGUGCCUGCGGCCAAGGAGCUGUACGAUAAGGCGUCCGCGAUCCUGGGGUACGACCUGCUCGAUCGCUGCAAAGUGGGUCCGAAGGAGACGCUCGACACCACCGUCGCCUCCCAGCCGGCCAUCUUUGUGGCGUCGAUGGCGGCGGUCGAGAAGCUGCGCGCCGACGAGGGCGACGCGGCGGUCGACGCGGCGGAUGUGGCGUGCGGGCUGUCGCUGGGCGAGUACACUGCCCUUGCCUUCGCCGGCGCCAUCUCGUUCGAGGACGGCGUCCGCAUCACCAAGGCGCGCGGCGAGGCGAUGCAGGCGGCGAGCGAGGCUUCGGCAUCCGGCAUGGUGUCGGUGAUCGGGCUCGACACGGAGCAGGUCGACGCGCUGUGCAAGGCGGCGUCCGAGGAGACGGGCGAGCAGAUUCAGAUUGCAAACUACCUCUGCCCCGGCAACUACGCGUGCUCGGGCGCCAUGACCGCCGUGGACGCCGUCGUCGCCAAGGCGAAGCCGGACUUCAAGGCGCGGAUGGCGGUCAAGCUGGCCGUGGCGGGCGCCUUCCACACCGACUUCAUGGCCCCGGCGGUGCCGAAGCUCGACGAGGUGCUGGCAGGGAUCGAGGUGUCGCCGCCCCGCAUCCCCGUCAUCUCCAACGUGGACGCCAAGCCGCACUCGGACCCCGCCGAGAUCAAGGAGAUCCUCAAGAAGCAGGUGACGGCGCCGGUGCAGUGGGAGACCAUCAUGACCGACCUCGUGGAGGCCGGCUCGGUCGAGUCCUUCUACGAGCUCGGGCCCGGCAAGGUGCUCGCCGGCAUCAUGAAGCGCAUCCACAAGAAGGCCACCGUCGUCAACGUGGAGGUUUGAGGAGCGGGCUUUCACUAUUUCAGCCGCCUGCCGUGCUGCCAGCGCGGGGCCGCGGGUGCCCGUGCGCGUGGGAAGCAACCCCAGUCGUGUACACGCCGCACUCAAAGCACACGGCAACCCACACCCACACCCACACGAUUUCGUCGUUGGUGGUCGGUGUGGCGGGCGUUGGUUACCUUUUCUACUCCAUGGCGCAUAAUCAUAAUAGUAA